AUGAAGUCACGUAGUUUGCUGCUGCUCGGGCUUUUCCACGUGGUAUCUGCAUCCGAUUACCUUAGCUCCUUCAUUGUGGGCGGCCAAAAUGCCGUGGAAGGUGAGGCGCCUUAUCAAGUUUCGCUGCAAACUCUACCGGGCCGCCACCUCUGUGGAGGAGCCAUUAUUGGGGACCGGUGGAUACUAACUGCGGGUCAUUGUGUGAGUGGCUGGCCAUCAGAUCGGCUGCGCGUAGUAAGCGGCACGUUGCGCUACCCUCAGCCGGGUGCGAUUCACUAUCUUGGGGGAAUAUUCCUGCACUGCAACUAUGAUAAGCCCAAGUUCCACAAUGAUAUUGCCUUACUGCAAUUGAAUGCGAGCAUCAUUUACAACCCCCAGACGCAGUCUGUGCCACUGACAGCUUCUCUAAUAAAGGGCGCGGAGCUCGUCUUCACCGGCUGGGGCUCACAGUCAAUCGCUAGCGAUCCACCUACUCAGCUCCAACGGGUGCAGCAGCAACACAUCUCAAGAGAGCAGUGUGAUGCUCUUUUAGCAGACCAGCAAGACAUAGAUCUCGGAGCCGGACAUCUAUGUGCCUAUCGGCGUCUCAACAUUGGCGCCUGCCACGGUGACGAUGGCGGACCUUUAGUAGUAGACGGUAGCCUCGCCGGCAUACUAAGCUACUAUGUACCCUGUGCUCAGGCUGUACCGGAUGUCUUCAUGGACGUGCGUUACUACCACGACUGGCUCAGACAGGUGAUCAGUGGGCAGGGCAGGUGUGCUCAAGUCCAGGAACAGAUCAUUAGUUAGCCAAUGAUCAAAAAUAUAUUUACGUUUGUCAUCAUCAACGUCCCAUGAAUAUGGUUCGUAACGCCGCGUUUUAAUUUACUAGCCGAUAUGUAGUAUAGACACACCUGAGUAAUGUAACUGAUAUAGUAUCCAAUUAGUUUAAUACGUAAGUAGCCCGCCAAUACCUAAUUCGAAAGCUAAUUAAAUGAAAUAUUUAUAAAUAAAAUAAACU
Molecule: messenger RNA, 1000 nt
Organism: Scaptodrosophila lebanonensis
Lineage: Eukaryota; Metazoa; Arthropoda; Insecta; Diptera; Drosophilidae
Product: chymotrypsin-2
Exons: 1
Coding region: 1-789 (262 amino acids)
Biological process (GO): proteolysis
Molecular function (GO): serine-type endopeptidase activity
Source: RefSeq, a predicted model, not a curated record